UGUCGAUAUAUAGUAGCACAGACAACACCUAACAUACACAUCAAACACUAAGAUACGUGUUUCUUUAACAAAUAUUUCACACACUAGCCUACGGAUCAUACUUCAAAAUGGUUCGGAAUGCCAGAGACUUCUUGGCCGGCAUGUCGAAUUUCGCCAAAGACAAGAAGAAACUGUACAUCGCCGUAUUCGCGUCGGUGCUUCUAGUAUCUGCUGUUAUCGGCAUUGCGGUUGGUGUAAAAAAUAAUUCGGGGAACUCUUCGCAAUCGCACAUUGAUAGUUUUAAGGCCACCGCAGCGCAUUCGGUUCUCAAAAGCGCAUGCAGCAGCACAUUGUACCAGGACUUGUGUUACUCGACUAUUGCCGCGGUCCCCGGCAUGUCGAAAAAAAUUACUAGUCAAAAAGAUGUUAUUGAACAGGCUCUUAAUAUUACUCAUACGGUGGUUGAGCAAACCUAUGAUAAAAUCAAGAAGCUUUCGAAGCACAAGCACUUGACUAAGCGCGAGAAAGGCGCGCUCAAAGAUUGCCUGGAAUUGAUCGACGAGACGCUAGAUGAGCUGCACGAGUCGGUAGAAGAUUUCGAAAAGUACUUAACGAAGAAGUCACUGAGGGAACACGCGGAUGAUCUCAAGACGCUGAUCAGUUCCGCUAUAACCAACCAGGAAUCAUGCAUUGAUGGAUUUUCUCAUGAUGGUGCCGACAGAAAAGUACGCGAAGAAUUGCUUGCUAGCGAACAUAACGUGGAGAAAAUGUGUAGCAAUGCCCUGGCCAUGAUAUGUAACUUUACGAACACGGAUAUUGCGAACGAGGCGAAGCUGAAGGGGAGGAAUCUGAGAGAGGAGGGCAACAGCGUGUGGCCUCACUGGCUGUCGGUUGGAGACAGGAGGCUUUUGCAGUCGUCGACUGUGACGCCUAAUGUCGUGGUGGCAGCCGAUGGCAGCGGGGACUACAAGACAGUGUCGGAAGCGGUGGCUGCGGCGCCAGAGGAUAGCAAAACGAGAUAUGUGAUCAGGAUCAAGGCGGGCGUGUACAGGGAAAGUGUGGACGUGCCGAAGAAAAAGAAGAAUAUAAUGUUUUUGGGCGAUGGCCGAACCAGUACAAUUAUUACGGCUAGUAAGAAUGUUCAAGAUGGCAGCACCACUUUCAACUCAGCUACCGUCGCUGCUGUGGGAGCGGGAUUCUUGGCCCGUGACAUAACAUUCCAGAACACAGCCGGGGCUGCAAAACAUCAAGCCGUGGCGCUCCGAGUUGGAUCAGACUUAUCCGCAUUUUACAAAUGUGACAUCUUGGCCUACCAAGACAGUCUCUAUGUCCAUUCCAAUCGCCAAUUUUUCAUUAAUUGCUUCGUAGCCGGCACAGUCGACUUCAUUUUUGGUAAUGCCGCUGUUGUGUUACAAGACUGUGACAUCCACGCUCGUCGCCCUGGCUCUGGCCAGAAGAACAUGGUCACGGCUCAAGGCCGAACGGAUCCCAACCAAAACACGGGUAUCGUUAUACAAAAAUCUCGAAUUGGUGCCACUUCUGAUUUACAGCCCGUACAGAGCAGUUUUCCUACUUAUUUAGGGAGGCCUUGGAAGCAAUAUUCUAGAACAGUGGUCAUGCAAUCUUCGAUAACUAAUGUGAUCAAUCCAGCCGGGUGGUUCCCGUGGGACGGAAAUUUCGCACUAGAUACAUUGUACUACGGGGAGUACCAAAAUACGGGUGCGGGGGCUGCAACAUCUGGGAGGGUAACAUGGAAAGGAUUUAAAGUGAUCACAAGUUCCACUGAAGCUCAAGGCUUUACUCCAGGGAGUUUUAUUGCUGGUGGGAGUUGGCUAAAAGCAACUACCUUCCCAUUUUCUCUUGGUCUGUGAUGAGAAUUUAUUCUUCUUUAAUUUAUCGUCUAGGCUUCAAGAUCUUCCCGCUUGUGUUUUUGUUAUGAUAUUACCUAUUGUAUGAAAGUUACAUGAGUGAAAUAAAGUCUGCUAGUUCAACAUAA
Molecule: messenger RNA, 1975 nt
Organism: Daucus carota subsp. sativus
Lineage: Eukaryota; Viridiplantae; Streptophyta; Magnoliopsida; Apiales; Apiaceae
Product: pectinesterase
Exons: 2
Coding region: 108-1850 (580 amino acids)
Biological process (GO): cell wall modification
Molecular function (GO): pectinesterase activity; pectinesterase inhibitor activity
Source: RefSeq, a predicted model, not a curated record